AUGAAUACCGAACAAUCGAAACAAAAAAUACAAUUGCAACAAUGCUGGAGAAUUCCUUAUCAACCAUAUGCUUGUUUUAUUUGUGGUACUCUUUUAUCAAAUAAUUCUGCUUUAGUACCAGAUGAUGCUCAUUUAGACUUAUUCAUCGACUAUGAUGUUUAUGUUUGCGACAAACAGAAAUGUUGCGCUCACCAUUUGGUUGGUUCGCACUUAGCUCCAGAUCAAACUAUUGAUAUCAGUCACUAUGAAUCAGCAAGUUUGACGCCUUUGGAAGUAACACAAUUGGUAAUAAAUCUGAAAGAUGAAAUGAAAAGAAGACGCUCUCAACCACAUCGCAGUUUAUCAAAUCCAAUACUCGAUGAGGAAGAACUGAGAGAUUGA
Molecule: messenger RNA, 381 nt
Organism: Rotaria sp. Silwood2
Lineage: Eukaryota; Metazoa; Rotifera; Eurotatoria; Philodinida; Philodinidae
Source: the annotation of a GenBank genome assembly